AUGUCGAGUGCAGUUCAAGUAAAUGCAAGACCGAGGAAUGCAAAUGGAUAUAUUACAGUCCGCAAGGUCCAACUGCAAGAGAGUGUCUUGAGACCACUUUUUGGCAUUCGCCAGGAAGAUGCUGCACAAUACUUGGGUGUCUCGCUUUCAAGUCUCAAGAGCGCGUGCAGAAGGCUUGGGAUCAAACGAUGGCCCUAUACUAGAAGCCGCAUUGACUCACCUGCUAGCCCUAUGGAUUCUCCAACAGUUGCUAGGCAGGACGUGCCAGAAUCGAGCGAAGCUGGAGAAUCUGCCGCACUUGCAUGUUCUGGCGGCUGCACGGACGGGGGCCACCAAGACCUCAAUUUCGCAAUAGAGGGAGAUGACGACCACAGAGACGAAAUCUCCAGAAUUGAUCUCGAAUCUACUUUAUACGAUCAACGAUUCAUUUUUUCUAAGGAAACUACAGUAAUCGCUCAUGACAAGACGGAUGCGACUCAGAAUAUCUCCGAAAUCCGAACUGAUGCGAACGAAAUCACAGAAGCAAACGAAAUACAAGCAUUUUUGUGGGAGUCCAGCUCUCAUGGCAUCGAGGCUACCUGGCUUGACUGGAUUUGA
Molecule: messenger RNA, 597 nt
Organism: Guillardia theta CCMP2712
Lineage: Eukaryota; Cryptophyceae; Pyrenomonadales; Geminigeraceae
Exons: 2
Coding region: 1-597 (198 amino acids)
Source: RefSeq, a predicted model, not a curated record